Messenger RNA from Entamoeba invadens IP1, 1143 nucleotides. RefSeq lists its product as hypothetical. Gene Ontology annotation, cellular component: nucleoplasm; cytosol. The transcript has a single exon. Lineage: Eukaryota; Evosea; Mastigamoebida; Endamoebidae. The coding region runs from base 1 to 1143 and encodes 380 amino acids. The record is from RefSeq and is a predicted model, not a curated record. Gene Ontology annotation, molecular function: proteasome binding; polyubiquitin modification-dependent protein binding; ubiquitin binding. Gene Ontology annotation, biological process: proteasome-mediated ubiquitin-dependent protein catabolic process.
AUGAAAGUUACAGCAACAACAUUAACAAAACAAACACUCAUAUUCACAAUGGAACCCACAGAAACCAUUGGUGAUCUUCGGAAGAACAUAGCCACACAUGAUAAUAAAGAUGUUGCAUCAAUAGCAAUUUGUUACAAAUCACGAAUGUUACGUGAUGACACACAAACCCUUUCAUCUAUAAAUUACACUGAAAAUACCACUUUUGUUGUUAUUAUUAAUAAGCAAGCCGUUCAAAAAACAUCUCAACUUUUAAAUACUGAAAAUUCCAACGAAAAUUCUGUUGAAAAAAAUGAAAAUUCCAACGAAGCUCCACCAGCAAAUUUCAACGAAAUUCAAGUCGACGAAAAAAUCGUUUUGGAAUUUGUCGCACAAGGGUACGCCGAGUCAAAAGCACGUGAAGCCCUCAAAAAGACCCAAAACGAUAAAGAAAAGGCUUUAGUUGAGUUAAAAGGAAAUCCUUUAGUUUCUUGUGACGUUUUUGCUCCAACAUCCGAAACGAUUCAAACUCAUAACAAUGAAUUACCAUUUGAAACUAAUUUUGAAUUAUCCGAAGAUGAGAUCGAAGAUAUUAUUAAUGAAAUCGAAGACGAAGAUCCUGAGUUGGCCGACCAAAUCCGAAGCAAUCCCGAGUUGUUACGGGAUUAUUUGGUUAAUGAAAUGGCAGACGAGGAAUUUGGCACCCAAAACGAAUCACAAACAGAAGGACAAUUUGGUACCAAUUUGUCAACACAUGAAAUCGAACAAUUGGUCGCGUCAGGUGUGCUCUCACAACAGGAAAUCCAAAAACUCAUCGAAACGCAACAAAAAACCGAAAAUGAAAAAUCAACAGCCCCGACACAAAACGACGGGUUGUCUGUUGGAACGAUGGAACAGUUAAUGCGACACAAAUUAGAUUUAGGCGAAGAUUGUGAAGAUGAUGAAAUUUCAGAAAGUGAAAGAUCAGAUGACGGAGAAGAAGACGAAAACGAAGAUGAAGGAAUGAGUGAUGCGACUGAUGUUACUGAAAUAACAACUCAAGAAGACGAAAAUAAUAUAAAAACGUUAAUGGGACUUGGCGCAUCAAGACAACUCGCUAUUGAGGCUUAUAUAGUCUGCAAAAAGAAUAUGGAAUUGGCUGCAAAUUACUUGUUUGAAAAGGAGUGA